UCUUUACACUUCGGUUGGCAAAAUAAGUUAAAUUUUUGAAAAAUGACUGAGGAAGCUGCAUUUCCGGAACAAAUAGUUGAUGGUAAGAACAAGACCAAUGUGCGCUGCCAGUUUUGCAACAGUUUGAUGCUAAAAGCCCAAGAGGGAAGCUAUGAUGAACAGGAAGUGGAUGUGCCCCUGAUGAUGCAAAAACAGGAAAGAACGUCUGAGGAUCUGACCACGGAGUCCCUGAAGCAUUUCUGGCUUGUCAAAGAUAUGAUGACAUUCGAGAACAUUGGCUUUUCGCAUUCGGUGAAUGGGAAGAAGUUCCUGGUGUGUGCAGAUUGUGAGCGAGGACCUGUGGGAUACCACGACCUCAGCACCCGCCACUGUUUCCUGGCCCUCAAGAGGGUCCUGCACAAAGACUCUUAGCUGGCUAAGUUAAUCCUAUUCGUGUAAUCCAAUUGCUUAUACUCAAGUCAAGUCCAGACCUUGGAGUAGGCAGCAUAAUUCGCUUAUCUGAUGCGAGAGGGCGUGUUCCGAUUUUAAUUUUCCCUGAUUUAGUAAAUUUUAUAU
Molecule: messenger RNA, 555 nt
Organism: Drosophila bipectinata
Lineage: Eukaryota; Metazoa; Arthropoda; Insecta; Diptera; Drosophilidae
Gene: strat
Product: RAB interacting factor STRAT
Biological process (GO): post-Golgi vesicle-mediated transport; small GTPase-mediated signal transduction
Cellular component (GO): membrane; cytosol
Molecular function (GO): zinc ion binding; guanyl-nucleotide exchange factor activity
Source: RefSeq, a predicted model, not a curated record